AUGGGUUUGCGAGGUACUGGCUUUCUCCUUCAGUGUUACCUGAUGUUGGCAGUAGGCAUGUAUUUUGAUCUCGGGGAACUAGAAGAAAAAUGCAUCAUUGAGGAGAUUCCUGAAGACACGCUGGUAACCGGAUAUUUCUUGUUGGAGCCUUGGGAUUUGACGGCCUCCACCCACUCCCCUCACCUCGGCGUCACUGUGACAGUCAGAGACCCAAACCAUGAGGUUUUGAUGACCAAACGUUACGGUAAAUUUAGUAAAUUUACCUUCACAGCUCACGCCUCCGGUCAGCACUACCUUUGCUUUCAAACCAACUCCACAAGGUUUUCUGUCUUUGCUGGAGAAAAGCUGAAGCUACAUUUGGACGUUCAGAUGGGAGAGCACUCAAUUGACCCCAAUGUUGACAGGACCAAACACAACAUGGAGAGUCUAGAGAGCAACCUCAAUCAUCUCAUUGAUCAAAUGACGCAUAUCACGAGGCAACAGGAGUACCAGAGGGAGAAAGAAGAGACAUUUCGUCAAAUCAGUGAGGACACCAACAGUAAGGUCUUGUGGUGGGCCGUGGUGCAGACCUCCAUUCUUCUAUCAGUUGGUUUCUGGCAGAUGAAACGACUCAAAGAUUUUUUCAUCGCCAAGAAGCUGGUCUGA
Messenger RNA from Scomber japonicus (chub mackerel), 645 nucleotides. Its product is annotated as transmembrane emp24 domain-containing protein 11. Gene Ontology annotation, cellular component: COPII-coated ER to Golgi transport vesicle; endoplasmic reticulum; Golgi apparatus. Gene Ontology annotation, biological process: intracellular protein transport; endoplasmic reticulum to Golgi vesicle-mediated transport; Golgi organization. The transcript has 5 exons. The coding region runs from base 1 to 645 and encodes 214 amino acids. Lineage: Eukaryota; Metazoa; Chordata; Actinopteri; Scombriformes; Scombridae. The record is from RefSeq and is a predicted model, not a curated record.